Messenger RNA from Fukomys damarensis (Damara mole-rat), 3924 nucleotides. It is a transcript of the gene Rmi1, whose product is annotated as RecQ mediated genome instability 1. Gene Ontology annotation, molecular function: nucleotide binding. Gene Ontology annotation, cellular component: nuclear body; RecQ family helicase-topoisomerase III complex. The record is from RefSeq and is a predicted model, not a curated record. Gene Ontology annotation, biological process: double-strand break repair via homologous recombination; resolution of meiotic recombination intermediates. The coding region runs from base 119 to 1966 and encodes 615 amino acids. NCBI's taxonomy places the organism in Eukaryota, Metazoa, Chordata, Mammalia, Rodentia, Bathyergidae. The transcript has 2 exons.
UUUUUGAGCAGUAGAGAUUUUUGAAUACUUCACUGAACAGUCAGUUCUAGAUCCUGUCAUCAAAUCCUGUAUUGCUCUUUGAGGUGGUAACAGAUGCAUAUUUAUUUUAUUUUAAAAAAUGAGUGUAACUAGCAUUGCAUUAAGAGUUGAAACUUGGCUUUUAGCUACAUGGCAUGUUAAAGUACCUCAAAUGUGGCUAGAAGCUUGCAUUAACUGGAUCCUAGAAGAAAAUAAUAAUGUUAAUUUGAGUCAGGCACAAAUGAAUAAACAAGUGUUUGAGCAAUGGUUACUUACAGAUCUGAGAGAUUUGGAACAUCCUCUUUUACCUGAUGACAUUUUAGAAAUUCCAAAAGGAGAACUGAAUGGAUUUUAUGCUGUACAGAUUAAUUCCUUGGUUGAUGUAAGUCAACCUGCAUAUUCUCAGAUACAAAAGUUGAGAGGAAAGAAUACUACAAAUGAUCUAGUUACAGCGGAAACACAGGUUAUCCCCAAACCUUGGGAAGCAAAGCCUUCACGAAUGUUGAUGCUACAGCUAACUGAUGGAGUUGUGCAAAUGCAGGGAAUGGAAUAUCAGUCUAUUCCAGCUCUUCAUAGUGAUCUUCCUCCAGGCACAAAAAUUUUGAUUUAUGGAAACAUUUCAUUCCGUCUUGGUGUUCUUUUAUUGAAAGCAGAAAAUGUGAAAGUGUUAGGAGGUGAAGUAGAUGCUCUUUUAGAAGAAUAUGCACAAGAAAAAGUCCUUGCAAGAUUAAUUGGGGAAUCUGAUCCUACAGCUUCAGUCAUACCAAAUAAUUCUAACCAGAAUAUCCCUAGAGUUACAGAUGUUCUAGAUCCUGUGUUAGGACCUUCUGAUGAAGAACUCUUGGCAAGUCUUGAUGAAAAUGAUGAGCUUGAAGCAAAUAAUGUCACAUUGGAAAGACAUGUCAACACUGGUAGUUCCUUGAAUACUGUUCCUUUGAGACAGUCAGAUUUUGAGCCAGGGUUCAGUUCUCCAAGACCAAAGGAGAAACCAUCAAAUCAAUUUCUACAUUUCACUGAUGGAGAACUGGAUGACUUUUCAUUGGAGGAGGCCUUGCUUUUGGAAGAAACUGUCCAAAAAGAGCAGAUGAAAACUGAAGAAUCACAGCCAUUGACUUUGAACAAAAACACAGAUAAAAGUGUGGAGAGAUUUUCACAUAAACCUAAUACUCUGAAUGAUUUUUCUUUGAUUUGCAAACAAGGAAAUAGUAAUUGGAAUGAAAAAACCUUACCAGAACAGAUGACCCAUGAAGACAGGUCUUUUCCUUGCUCAUCUGCUAAAGAUCAGAAUAGUAGUGUUUUUUCAGGUCAUUGUAAUGUACCAUUAGCACAUAAUUUUAUAAAUAAAAAUAACUCAGAGGCAGAUAAUAAAGUAAAACAAACCAUCAGCAGUUUGGGUGGACAUUCCUUAGAAGAUAAAAUAUUGAAUAGAGAGCUAGUCAAGAGUUUACAAGUUUCUAACGAACAUGGUCACCACUUACAGGCAUUAAGAUCAGAGAGCAGCACUGAUCUUUCUAUUGGCACAAAUUUGUAUUCUCCACCCUUCACCUAUCUCUCUGUUUUAAUGGCCAGCAAACUGAAAGAAGUUACAACAGUGAAAGUCAAAGCAUUUAUUGUAACUUUAACUGGAAAUCUUUCAAGUUCUGGUGGCAUUUGGAGUAUAACUGCAAAGAUUUCUGAUGGCACUGCAUAUCUAGAUGUAGACUUUGUAGAUGAAAUACUUACCAGUUUAAUAGGGUUUUCAGUACUAGAAAUGAAACAGUUAAAAAAGGAUCCUCCUAAAUAUCAAAAGUUCCUAGAAGGUUUGCAAAAGUGUCAGAGAGAUCUAAUAGAUUUGUGCUGUUUAAUGACUGUUUCAUUUAAUCCUUCCUUGUGUAAAGCACUGGUCCUUGCAUUACAAGAUGUUAAUAUGCAACACUUGGAAAGCCUAAGGAAGCGGUUGAAUAAAUAACUUACUAAACAGUAUUAGAGAACAAUUUAAAAGAAGGAAGUAUUUAAAUUUCACAAUUUUAUUUUUGAAACUUUUUGGGGGUUCAGAUUUCAAAAAAUGUGUCAUUGUUAGUUUAUUAAUCUUCAAGGACUAUCUGUGUGGCUUUUCUUAGUUUUUGAAACCUCAUGGGGUAGUACUACUAAGUAUGAUGUUGAGUAAUCCAAAUCAUUUCCUUCCUACUAUAAUUUGCAUAAACUUACUACAUUCUAGAAGAAUUCUGAAAUUGUGGCAUGAUCAUAUACAAGCACAUGGAAGUAUUCUGGUAGAAAAUGAAACCAUGACUGAUGAAAACAGUGGGAAAUGUCUGUCUAACAGAAAAUUGUUUCUAAUAAAAAAUGGGAUUCCCAAAUGUAAGCAAGUUCUUAAGUUCGCGCCUUGUUUUCAUGUUUAGACAGUUGAAUAUCACGUUAAGCUAGUUUCUUGCUGAAAUUUUGUUUUUGUAAAAAAAAAAAAUGAAGUUUUGUAGCUUAUUUCACUGUUUCUUUUAAUUCAGCAUCUAAUUUCCUGUAUUAUGGUAUUAAUGUCUUAUGUUAGUAAGAUAUGUCUGUUAUUGAAAUAGUAUCUACACAUCAUUCAAUAAAGUACGCCAUUUAUUUCUUAGCUUUUCCUUCUUACUGCUUUUCUGUUUCUGGAUCCUGUCCAAGAAGUGUCACAUCCUGUCAUCCUGUCUCCAGGCUCUUCUUGGUGCAGUAUUGUCACAGUUUCCUUGCUUCUGACCUUGCUAGGUCAGGCUGUGUUCCUGCUGUCUCCUGUUUGUCUCAUGAUAAGCCUGGGGCUGUUCUGACAUUUGCUGCCUCCUCUAUCGCAAUAUAGCAGUAUUUCACUCUGCAACCUAGCUGUAUCCAGCUGAAGUUGAGUGACCCCUUCAGUGGUCCACGUGUGUCUCCAGCUGUACCCAUUUCUUCUGGCUGCUAUAAUUGUUGGUCACUGAGAGAAGAUUCAUACCUGCUGGAGAACUAUUGGGAGUAGGAGUUGGGAUACCUGCAGCUUCUUUUGUAGUUCCUCCAUUCCCAAGUACGUGGCUACAUUCUCUGCCAUGAGGUUGCAAAGCCUUUCUUAAAAUUCUGGGUUUUGCAGCCUCAGGUGCUUGUUGCUUUUGUUGUUCUUGGACAGCUCCACCCUGAGGGCAUCAGACACUUCAGUUGAUUCCUCGAUGUACUUGUCCAUCUGCCUACUGUUCCAUCCAAGUCAUCAGAUGUAGUCUGUAUCAGCAUCUCCUACACUAUCAAAAAGAUUUCAGGUGGAUAGCAUGUUCCCCAGACUCUUCUGCUUUUACCAGGCUGCUUGAUGAACAUCAGCCAUGGCUGUCUGUAAUUCUUCCUUCUGAGACAUCAAAAUAUGGUCUGGAUGGGAACCUCUAGCUUUUCUUUGUAGAUCCACCUGCUCCUUUGUCAAGUGCCACUGACGCUGCUUUUUUCCAACUUUUUUGGAGCAUCUUGGCUCUGCUGUGUCAAUACUUCUAUUUUGCUACUAAGUUUUUUUUCAGAUAGCUAGAGUGCAGGGCUACUGUUAGCUCUUGGUACCAGCUUUCGUGGUCCUUCAUCUUUGCAGAUUAUGGGGCUCUCACCUUUUGAUAUAGGAUGUAGGCUGAGAUGCAGAACUUGUGAGAAAGUUGUCGCAGGCUCUUGGUUGAUGAGAAAGUCUUGGUUUCAUCUAUGAGACUGGCCAUCGUCAGCAUCAUAGUUCUAAAGUGACAUAUAAGGAGCAGCACCUGGGGAAAGGACACUGCUAAGUGACAUGUCAUUAGUAGAAGGUGGUGCAGAAAAUACAGCUAGGUCUUUGGGUGCAUCCUCAGGUGGGUGAAAAGCACCAGCAGUGGUUGUCACAGGGUUACUGCCAUUUCUAAUCUUUUUCCUUUUUACUCCUGCAGGUCCACCAACACUAUUUUUCUUUUGAAAUUCUUUCAACUUUUUCUUGGC